Plasmodium adleri (nom. inval.) is the source of this 654-nucleotide messenger RNA. RefSeq names its product conserved Plasmodium protein, unknown function. The transcript has a single exon. The record is from RefSeq and is a predicted model, not a curated record. Bases 1 to 654 code for a protein of 217 amino acids. NCBI's taxonomy places the organism in Eukaryota, Apicomplexa, Aconoidasida, Haemosporida, Plasmodiidae.
AUGAGAAAAGAAUCCUUUUUAUUUCUUAUCUACACAUUAGUCUUGUUGAUAAACUGCUUUUUUUACUAUGGAUUUAAAGCCAAAAAGAAUAAACAUUUAAGGAACUUAUUAAAAACUUUGACAGAUAGAAUUGAGACAAACGACGGAGAAAAUGAAUAUGCACGCUUAACUCAAACACCAGUUAUAAAUAUGAAUUUAGAAAAAACAAUUUUUAAGACAUCUUUGCAAGAUAUUCUUGUUGAGUCUUAUGCAGAAAAGAUUAAAGAUAUUAUAUCAAAGAAUGAUUACGAAAUAAAUAAGGAGAAAGAAAAAUUGGAUGAAAUAAAAUAUUAUAAUGAUAAUUUAAAUAAAAUAAACAAUAUAUUAAUAGAACGAGCAAAUGAAGAAAAAAACAAAAAAACAAAACAUAAAAAUAUUCAAUUGCAAAAUAAAUUACGAAAUAAAUAUUUUCAUUAUUUACAAGAUGAAGAUAAUGGAUUGAAUAUAUUCCCUGUUUAUAAAAUGUUUGAAUCCAAUCCAUUACAUUUUAAUAAUAAUAUGAUCAAUUCAUUAUUGCCACAUGAAUUAUUAGAUAAAGGUAUUUUGUCAAAUAAACAAAUUUUAAAAAAUUCAGAAAAAAUGAUUUAUUAUCCUGAAAGGGGAAAUACAUUAUAA